UCGACCGUGAAUAUCAAACAUAGCAAAUUGCACCAGAGGAAGAAAAAAAUCACAAAUAAAUAGUGUUAAAAAAAUUUUUUUUUGUUUGUAUGUUGUUAGUUUUUUCAAUCUGUUUGUGCUGUUCUUUUUGGUCGGAAAUUCUUAAUAGAAAAGAAAGAAAUUUCAUUCGAUAAUCGAACCGCAAAUCAUGAAAAACGUCACCAAAAUGUGAUAUUUGUGAAGAAAAAACGAUUGUGUUCAAGAAUAAUUGCGACCGUGGAAAGAAACAAACAUCAAUUUUGAUAGUGAAUUUUGAGUGGAGAAAAAAUUAAGGAAACUGAACGAAUUUGUGGAAAUUUGUGAUUUUUAUAUUUUUUACAGAAAAUGGAAAAUCGCAAAGAUAUUUACAACUUGUGGAUUCAAUAUACGACAAAAAAUGAUAAGAGCUGUUUUCGUCAGUUUGUCGCUGGAUUCGUUGAUAUAUGGACGGAGCAAUUGAAUUUAGAUUUUGAAGAGCCACCGCUCUGGAACGAGAUAAAAAAUGAUCUUGGGCCGCAUCUCAAGCGUUUGCCAGACGAAUUGCUGCCGGCAAUUGGAAAAUUUUUGAUCAUUGCCAAAGAUUCAUAUCAAAAUGAAGCACCGCUAAACGAUGACGAAUUGGCUGAAACAACACUAUUGUUAAAAUGUCUUACAAUGAUAUGCCGUCAUUUUGACAAUAUACAAACCGUUGCCAAUUAUCAAUACAUCAGCUGCGCUGUUACAAUAUCUAUGAAUAUCAUUAUAGUGUUAUUCAAGGACAAACGAAAACCCAAAGCACAGGAAGUAGAGUAUAUAAAAUCGUUUAGCCAAUUGAUUGAAGUAAUUUAUGACCCAUAUUUAACAUGGCGAAAUUUUCUACACGGUCAUUUUGCCGAUUAUCGACGCAUUUUAACCAGCAUCGUACAAUUGCACGUUGAAUUGGUGCCAUUUAUUUAUGACUGCUUUCAAUUUGAAACGAUCAUCCAUUUACCAGACAUCGGAGUUCCCUUAGUUCAUAUGUUAGGUGCAAUCAUAUCUGGCUCACAGAAUGAUCCAUGCACUAACGAAUCACAAGCCACAUCAUUGACCUGUUCAACAACAUCAUCCAUUUCUGCAAACGUUCCUACUUCUAGUAAUGUUGCAUCUAAUCAAAUUGGUGAAAGUAAACAGCAAACACUUGCCGCUUCAAAUGGAAUGCGAGCCGUGUGUCCAGCGACCGUGUCCGUUCUAAUAAAUAUUUUAUCAAAAUGGGAAUGCAACGCCGAACUUCGGUCGAUUGUAUUGAGAUGUUUUGCAAAAAUGGUCAUUGUUUUACAUCGUUCGAAUCCAGUUGAACGUCAAAUCGAUUUAUUGAUGGUAUUUCAAAUGUACUUGGAUGUGAUGUUAAUACUGUUAAAAACGCGACAGUUUGAGCGACGUCCAUUUGAAGAGAAAUUUGAUGUGGUCGCCGAAAACGAUGAUUACAUCGACUUAAAUGCAUUAACGGCCGUUGUUGACAAUAUUGAAUGCAUUUUAUCUGAAUCACAGAGUCGUCUUCCGAUUAGUGCUGUCAUUGUUGAAGCAAAUUAUAUCGCAACAUUGGCUGGCAUACCGAAACGUGUUCAAAAAUGGGAAUUCGAUCGUCAAAAGCUUGCAGCCAGUGUCAUCAAAGCGUUAGCUAUGCUUCGUCAAACCGCAUCAGUGACAGCGAAUGCUGCAAAUCUGACACCGCACAUUGUCACACUUUUCGAAGGUGUUAAAUCACUGGGCAAACCGACGAAAACUCUGAUUGAACAAUGCAUCGAAUUGGCAUACGAUUCGGAGAAAAAAGAAAUUAUUUUUGGAGAAAUUGUCACACAAUUAGUGAGCUGGAUUAAAGACAUGCAUGAUACUGAACAACUUUAUGUGGCCGAAUCGAUGCUCAAAAUUUGCGCGCAGAACAUCAGCUGUAAGCGAACUGUUUCAAAUCGUGAAUUUAUUCAAACCAUCUGCGAUGUUUUACGACAUUCCAAUGUAUUGAGCAGCAAAUGCGCCAUUGAUUUAAUAAAAUUGAUUGAGGAAUUGGCACGAUACAGCAUUAGUCCAAUCGAAUUGAAAAGUCUAUUUUAUUUAUUACGUGAAAAGGAAAACUUUGACUAUCGAAAACAAUUACUUCAGUCAUUGGCAAGCAUAUCACUUCAAAACAUUCCAAGCAAUCAAAAUAUCUGCAGUGAAUUUCUUGAUAUACAAUCUCGCGAUGACGGAAUCACCGUGCCAGACAUUUGCAAAUGGACGACGUCGAGCGCAUUUGGAUUCAUAUUCCACGCCUGGAUUCGUUUGGAUGAAGUAACCGAUUGGGAAAUAGAUCCAUAUAUCGAUAGUACACGAUAUCGUCGUGUGAUCUUCAGUUUAUUAACAGCCCAAGGGACUGGCUAUGAAAUUUUCAUCGACAAUAAUGGAAAGCUGAUUGUUGCCAUUGUAACGAAGAAAGAAUAUUUUGCGACGUCAGUGUCAUCACCGUCUCUCAUCGAUAAGAAAUGGCAUUUGAUAACGAUUGGCAUUCUUCCGCCAAAACGACCUUUUGCGUACACGCAAAUUUUGAGCUACAUCGAUGGACAUCAAAAGUUGGGGGCUACAAUCAAAUUCGGAGCAUUUACUGAUACAUUUUUACAUUGCACCAUUGGUAUGGCCUACCAAAAAGUUCGCCGAACACCAAAUCAUGAAAACGACAAAGAAAAACAACUGCAGUCCUCCUCGUCAGUUGACAGUGCAUCACGCGGAAUGUUUCCUAGCCUUAUGGAACGUGCAUUUCUACCGCAGAUCGUGUCACAGGUUCCGAGCUACUUUUCGCUACCGCUACGGAGUACAUCGUCAAAUGAUCCAAAUGUGAAAUGUUAUCCAAUGGGAAUGCAGGAUGGAAUAUUUGGUCCGCAGGCCUGUUUACGCGGUCAAAUCGGAUCAAUUCUUUUGGCUGAACCAACAACGAGCAUUAAGACUAUUUUAGAUGCGGGCGUAGAAUUUUCAUCGAUUGUUUCUCAAGAAAUCGAACCGUAUGAUUUGAACUCAAAAUACGUAUUUUGCUUUUCACCAUCGGCCUGUUACAGCGGCAUAUGCAUGGAUUUGGUGCCAGGUGGCAAAUUCAAUGGCCAUUUUACUGGCAAUCAUUGUAGAACGACUAAAAUUCAAGAUGCAAUCAAUAGCAUUGGCGGCAUUUGCACACUAUUGCCAAUUCUUGAAACGGUUGUAAAAUCAAAUCAAUUAAAUCUUGUAUUUGAUGCAUCGCUUGAUUCGAUGGCGCCCACCGCCGAAACACCCGGAUCACUGAGCGAUGAAAUGAUUGAUUGGGAAAUUUUAUCGUCAAAUACAUACACCGAAUACAAAAUGAUACAAAAUUCUGUCGGUUGUUUUUUGUGUUUGAUACGGUAUUUUAUAAGCAAUCACGAUUUAAAUCAAGAGCAAUUCAUGAAAUUUGAUUGCAUCGGUAUUAUUACAAAUCUAUUGAUAAAAUGCGAUCCAGAAUUGAUUGACGUAAAUGUUUUGAUGGCAUCACAUUUAUUGCUCGAAGCCGUUCAAAAUCAACAGCCAACACCGAAUAAGGAAUUGCUUGAAGCCAUUUACAAUGAACUUAUUUUCGAGUUUAAAAUUUGGUCUCGUGCUCCAUUCCAAGUUACCAUCGGACACAUUCAGUAUAUAAAUACAAUGAUUAAAGAUGAUCGAAAGUAUUUCAAGAAAAAAUUUGGCAUUCAAUUUUUCUUGGAUGUGAUUCGUCAACAUUAUGCAGUGCCUGAUCGGCUGGGCGAAGAAGACGCUCAAUGCGUUCGUGUUGCAUUGCUCGAAAUUAUCAAGUAUUACAUUCACAAAGAUUUGAACAUCAAAGAAGUGUGUAUCAUCAUAUCGUAUAUUGCGUCAGUGAAUCGGGAAUGUUUGAUCGUUGAACUUGUGGAUUUAAUUUGGACACAAAUGAAUAGCAGACAUUGUUUGGAUCAAGUGUUUUUAUUGAUGCACGAACCGAAUACGGCUGAACUAUGCUAUGCACUACUCACUGAUCGCAAGUACAGUAGCAGAUUACAUUUGACGAUUUUAAAAUUUCUGAAUUGUCUCUUGAGUACGAAACGUGUAUCAAAGAAGCACAAAUGGGCCAUACGCCUGCAUGAUCCAACAAUACAUUGUCAAACGUUGUUCCCUGGUCUAAUAUCACAUAUGCUUCCGCUCGAUCAUAACACUGACAUCAUACUUAUGAUGCUCGAUAUGGCAUUGGCCGACGAUUCCGGUGUUGGCUAUUGUGGCGCAUUGAAUUUAAUAUUCCAUUUGAGCGAAGCUGAUAUUGAUCUCAAAUUGGAAAUUGCCAAAAAAAUUGUAACGGUUGCAUUCAACAAAUUAAACUCAUCGAUUCACAUAGCAAAGCAAAUCGGAUGGCAAGACAGUAUUGCGCGUUUACUGGUUCGAAAGCAUAUUGCUACAAAUUUCACGGUUGAAGGUAAUUAUGUGAUUGGAAAAGAUGUACAAGACAAUGCAGACGAUGAGUCUGGCGUUGAGUUUGCAAUGGAUAUGCUAACCUUUGAUGAAAAAUCAAUGGAAUUGGGCAGCCAAAGUUCGAUGAACAAUUCGAAUUUAUUGCUGAAUGAAAUCCAAGCCAAUUUCACCGAAGCGGCCAAUGUAAUUGAGCAUGAAAUUAAAGAAAUGGCUGAGACUGUCAGCGGCAAAGUGGCAGGUAAUAUAUCAUCGGUAUAUUCGAUGAUUCGUCAAAAAACCUCAGACAUCCAAGAGACCUUUGAGUCGUUAACACAUGGUUCAAGUUUGAGCGAUAAACAAAAGAGUUUGGGUACAAUGUCAACUCUGUCCUCAAACUCAACGUCCGAUGAAAAUCUUUCAUUGAAAUCAACAAAAACCACAUCAGCCGAAACGAAAUCAAUGUCACGAGUCGAUUCCACCGAAUCCGAUUCACUUUGCGAUAAUUCAUCAAGUCACACGAAAAAUGAGAAAUCACGUGAUAUACUUACGGACGAAAACAUUGACAAAGAAGAGCAAUUGAUUUACCUGGUCACAAAUAUUUUGUAUACAGUCUUAUGGCAUGGCAUCGAAAAUAAUGGGGGUGAUUCAUGGAAAGAACGUGGCCAAGUGAUUGCCUGCAUUAAUUUGCUUGGUUUGAAUAAUGAAUUGUACUGUUCACAUUUAACACUGCGAUUGCGUAUAUUUGAAUUGGGUGUACAAGCAUCGCUGAUGGAUUUAUCAGAAGAUAAUACACAAAAUCACAUUCAUCAAGAGAAUGCAGCUCAAUUGCUUCGCAUGAUUUACGAUUUGGUUGUGCUCGAUCCAAAUGAAGACGAACAGAAGAAAUGCUCGCCAAAAUUGCUUGAUGGAGUAUUAGCAUUGAUGGAUACAUUGAUGAUUUUCCAACAAUCGGCUGUGGAUGAUUGGGUUGAAAUGUCAAGAAUUUGCUUGGGAUUAUUAAUGAAAUGUUCGCGUCAUCCGAAUCCGGAAAUCGUUGCGAUGGCAACGGCCAGACUUCAUACAGUUCUUCAAGUUCGAGCUACCGAAGAUUUGCAUGAGCUCGGUUAUCUUUUGUUCAGCAUUAAUAAAACAUUGAAUGCGGCUAUUGAAGUUGGAGAUUCAGAGGGCUAUUCAUUUUUGAUGCCAGUUUUGAAAGCAUUGCUUGAAAAAUCGCGCAUAAUUCUAAAUUUAACAGUGCGUGUACCUGAUCUACCACCAACAACAUCGGGACCAGUAUUUUUCAACGAUUUUCAAAUGUACAGCACCAGCAAACAAUGGACUACGUUCAUUGAAAAUAAGAUAAAACCAUUGCACGAUGCUUACGUGAAUGAAGUUUCAUCCACCAUAUGGGAGCAGUUGAAUCGUUUCUGGGCUGAAUCGUACGAAUCAUGCAAAGCAUCAUCACAAAUACGAGCCAAGAAUUUAAUGGAAAGUCGAAAAAAAUUCCAGCUGAAAAUCAUAAAACAAUGGCGACUACGACAGAAUGAUGAGGCCAGUAGGUUAAAUGGCAUUCAAUCGGCAAGAAAGAUACACGAAAAGCAAAUUGAACGCAAAUGGCGAAAUGCCAAGAAUUUUUUGAACAGUAAGAAAGGAGCCUUUUCCAAUGACAUUAAAAAGGAUGAAUUUUAUCAUUUGUCCAAACACGAGAAUCCAUCUCGAAUGCGUUUGAAGCUUGAGCCAUCGCUGUAUCAUGAUGCCCAUACAGCUGCAUCGAAUCUAAGAGACAAUACAGCCAGUCACAAUACUGAUGAACGUCGUUUAUCGCAUGAAUUUGGCUCUUCAAUUGUACCGGCUGCAGUGAAUGACAUUUUCACUGAAGACGAAGCCGCUUUACUCGAAGAAGAAAUGAAAGCGAGUGUCGAACCACAGCAGCAAGAAAUACCAGCCGAAAAAGUGGUUAUAUCACAGGAUUGUGAGUUGGUCACAUUGAUGACACGAGUCAAAGGCCGAUUAGAAGUAACAUCACGUUUAUUUUCAUUUAUCGAUUUGGAUCAAGCAAACGAGGAAGGCGAACAUUACGAUUUCAAAUUUCCGCUUAGUCAAAUAAAGGAGGUUCAUUUGCGCAAGUACAAUUUGCGACGCAGUGCGCUGGAAAUAUUUUUGGUUGAUCAAACGAGCUACUUUUUGAAUUUUACAACGAAAACGCGAAAUAAAAUCUUUUCGAAAAUCUUAAGUUUGCAACCACAAAAUCUGUUGUAUGGAUCGGGUCGUUCACCGUCUGAACUAUUAAAACAAUCGGGCCUCACACAAAAAUGGGUCAAUCGUGAAAUAACAAACUUUGAAUAUUUGAUGCAAUUAAAUACAAUCGCCGGGCGUUCAUACAAUGAUCUCAGUCAAUAUCCGGUAUUUCCAUGGAUUUUGGCUGAUUACAGUAGCCCAAUGUUGGAUUUAAAUGAUGAAAAAUCAUUUCGGGAUUUAAGCCGACCGAUCGGCGUUGUAAAUCCAAAAAAUGAAGACGAAGUGCGUGCCAAAUACGAUGGAUUUGAGGAUCCAACGGGCGUCAUACCAAAAUUCCAUUACGGAACACAUUAUUCCAAUUCGGCUGGUGUAUUACAUUAUCUAAUUCGCGUUGAACCGUUCACAUCGCUGCACAUCGAACUCCAAAGUGGUCGUUUCGAUGUGGCCGAUCGACAAUUCCAUUCAAUACCACAAACAUUCAAACUUCUCAUGGAUAAUCCAAAUGAUGUAAAAGAGCUUAUUCCGGAAUUUUUCUAUUUCCCUGAAUUUUUGAAGAAUUUAAACAAAUUUGAUUUGGGAACAUUACAAAAUACAAAAGAACGUGUUGAUGAUGUCAUUUUGCCACCGUGGGCCAAAUCACCGGAAGACUUCAUUUCAAUACAUCGACGUGCCCUUGAAUCCGAAUACGUUUCGCAAAAUUUACACAAUUGGAUCGAUUUGAUUUUUGGUUACAAGCAAAAAGGACCACGAGCGGUUGAAGCGUUGAAUGUUUUUUAUUAUUGUUCGUACGAAGGAGCUGUUGAUUUGGAUAAAAUAAGUAAUCAAAUGGAACGUGAGGCUGUCGAAGGAAUGAUUAACAAUUUCGGACAAACGCCAUCACAAUUGUUGCGCGAAGCUCAUCCAAAGCGGUUAACACAAGAUGAAGUAUUGGCAAAAUUAUAUCGCUUUGAAUUGAAAAAACCGGAUGUAACAGCAUUUCUCGAUCGAAUCGCUCAUGUCAAUUGUGAUUUUACCAGUGAAAAAGAUCCGAUUGUGUUUUUGAGCACGCCGCGCAGCCCACCGAGAUCAUUUUUACAAGCCAGUCCCGAUUUUUUGAUAUCAAUAUCGAGAAAUGCAAUUUUGGGAUGUAAUUCAUGGGUGGCACAGGAGAAGGAUAAAGGAUUCCUUUUGGAAGUUGACGCCACCACCACCAAUUUAAAGAAUCGUAAAAGAAUCAAUGGUCCAUUCCAUCCAUCGAUAAAUUUGCAUUCACGAAUGUUUGCGGUGAGUUUGGAUGGUCGUUACAUCUAUGCAGCUGGCUGCUGGGAUAAUUCAUUGAAAGUGAUAAGCGUAACUCGUGGAAAACCAGUUGCAUCCAUACAAAAACACCUGGACAUAAUAACGUGCAUUGCACUUGACAAUUGCGGUUCGUAUAUUGUGACCGGGUCACGAGAUUGUACAUGUAUUGUAUGGUCGAUAAGCAAUGGCACAUUGAAUAAUGUCGCAUCCGUAAAUCCGCCAACAACACCAACCCACAUAAAUCAUCAUCAGACAAUUGGUCAUAGUCAAAUGAAUACGCAAAAUAGUUUAACACCGCGACCAGUGAACACACUUUACGGUCACGACAAACCUAUAUCAUGCGUUGCCAUUUUCACCGAAUUGGAUAUGGUCGUUUCCGGAAGUGAAGAUGGCACAGUGAAUGUGCAUACAAUCAAAGAUGGACAAUUUGUGAGAAGUCUAUUGCCAAUUGAUUGUAGCGGGCCGUCAAUUAAUAUCACAUUCUUGGCAUUAUCGUAUCAAGGUCAUAUUGCUUUUUCGGCCGUCGAUGAUACAUCACAUUCGGUGCAUGUGUACAGCAUAAACGGUGCACAUUUGGGCUCAAAAUAUGUUUCGGGACGAGUGACUGGUUUGACAACGGCAAACGAUUAUCUUGUUGUAGCUGAUGAUGCUGGCGAUAUAACGAUGUCUCGUUUAUAUGGGCUCAAACCAGUUUUUGAUAUUCCGCUGCAUAUACCUAUCCAGACAAUUGUGGUUACACCCGGAAAUACGCAUUUAUUAGCGCCGUUGCGUGAUGGAAAAUUGGCGUGUAUUGGUGUUUCAACGCCAAAAACCACGAAAAACAAACAUUCCGUAUUAAGUGUAUAAAAUAUGUCAACACACAAAUGUGCAAUAUGUGUGUAUGAGCGCACUCGCGUGCGUGCGCGCGCUUGAUGUCGUGGAGUGCACCGAUUGAGAUACAUAAUUGAGAAUGAGAGAGAGAGAGAGAAAAAACAGCAGCAACUACAUUUUUUGUAUGUUUUCCAUUUGAUGAAUCUUGUUUUGAUAAAAAAGAAACACCAAAAUGAGCAAAUAACAACAAAUAAAUAAACAAACUAAUCAAGCAUAUGCCAACAUAAGUAUGAAACGAAAACGAUAAAAAAGCGAAUAUGUAAACAGUUAUGUAAUUUGAAUGAAAAAUCACACAGAGCCCAGAAUGCAAAGAAACCAAUUAAACGAAUUAAUUGUCACUACCGAGAGAUAAAUAUAUGUGAGUGCGUGUGUAUGUGCAUGUACAGCACCUGUUUAUCAUUGCACUCGAACGAAAAAUGCGAAAAAAAAACACACGGUUAAGAUGUUAUGAUUAUGAAUAGAAAUUCGAUAAAUAGGAAGAAUAAAGAUGUCAAUCGAUAAAAGGUUGCCGGUGCAGUGAUUCGGUGACAUUUCUAAAAAUUCUGCCAUUUAUUGGAAUUUACUGUGUAAUAUUUUAGAGACAAAAAAAUACCCUUAAAAAAUUGCAUCAAUAACAAAAAAAAAACAAAUGUGAAUCCCUUCAAGAAAGUAUUCCGCUGAAUUUCGUUAUAUUUACCAAUUUACCCGUUUAACGAUGAGUAUCAUAGAUAAUGUAAGGUCAAGUAGACAAGAAAAAAAUCAUCUAGAAUGUUCUAUUAGUCCCUUUUUAAUGUGCAAAACAAAAGUGUUGAAUAAAAGCGAAGAAAAUGUUUGUAUCUCAUUCAAUUACUAUA
Messenger RNA from Contarinia nasturtii (swede midge), 9605 nucleotides. RefSeq names its product neurobeachin-like protein 1. Bases 364 to 8748 code for a protein of 2794 amino acids. Gene Ontology annotation, cellular component: membrane; cytosol. The transcript has 29 exons. Gene Ontology annotation, biological process: intracellular protein localization. Lineage: Eukaryota; Metazoa; Arthropoda; Insecta; Diptera; Cecidomyiidae. The record is from RefSeq and is a predicted model, not a curated record. Gene Ontology annotation, molecular function: protein kinase binding.